Molecule: messenger RNA, 213 nt
Organism: Heterobasidion irregulare TC 32-1
Lineage: Eukaryota; Fungi; Basidiomycota; Agaricomycetes; Russulales; Bondarzewiaceae
Exons: 1
Source: RefSeq, a predicted model, not a curated record
AAAUUUAAGGAUGCAAAGAAAGUGGCACAGCAAUGUCUCAAUAAGUGUCCUGUCAAGGUGAUUCACCAAUUUUUUAAUCAAUCAUGGUGGUUUAUGGAUGCAUAUCAUAAGGGGCUUAUAGAGAAAGUGGCAGAGUGGGCUGUAUGCAAACAAAAGUCACACAGAAGGGUUGGGCAGUGCACAAUGAUGUCUGUUGAUACAAUGCUAACCUGA